Messenger RNA from Schizosaccharomyces japonicus yFS275, 3059 nucleotides. Its product is annotated as nicotinamide mononucleotide adenylyltransferase. Gene Ontology annotation, biological process: NAD+ biosynthetic process. The record is from RefSeq and is a predicted model, not a curated record. Gene Ontology annotation, cellular component: nucleus. The coding region runs from base 495 to 1526 and encodes 343 amino acids. Lineage: Eukaryota; Fungi; Ascomycota; Schizosaccharomycetes; Schizosaccharomycetales; Schizosaccharomycetaceae. The transcript has 5 exons. Gene Ontology annotation, molecular function: catalytic activity; nicotinate-nucleotide adenylyltransferase activity; nicotinamide-nucleotide adenylyltransferase activity.
AGCGACUCUAGGUUUCGCGAUUGAGAUGAGUCGUCUACGCUCUCCGCAUUUAGGACAUUGUUACUAUCGUUGCCGGUUUCCUACCAAAAACUAACGGAAAACCACUCGCUUGGAACCCAUUUCACUGCAGAAUAACAUCGUAAAAAGUCAGUUUCUUGUUGGAUUACGUCUGGUGCAGAAUUCGCGUUUUCCCCGUAUUUGUUUUUUAACCGUGUAUUCCCGCUCUUCUUCGUUGCUCGUUAACCUCUGAAGAAUUCAAAUAUCUUCACGGACAGUUUUUGGACGGUUGUUCGAAUUGUGACGCACACGAGAAUCCUUCGUUCUUUUUGGUCAAUCUCUUUCGUUGUUUUUACACGUGCACACGCACACAUACACAUAUACACACACAGUUUCGUCCCUCGUUUGGGUCCCUCGUGGCUGUGAUUUCUGGAAAUCUUCUGUUUUAGGUUGUUUGUUUCGUUCUCUCAUUUUUUAUUUGCGUACAUUUUUUUAUUAUGAGUCAAAAACCUGCCUCGAGCGACAAGAAGUCGAUUAAUGGUUUUGAAAGUAUGGACGAAUACAGUCCCGAUGAGGAUUGGUCGAGUGAACAUGCCCAACGAGAGCUUGAGCAACGUCUUCGCCGUCCUAGUGUGACCCGAAAAUGGCAGCAAAGCAGCCAUACAGGUCCCAGCAUCACACGCCAAUAUCUGGCCGAUACGUUUAAAGAUGCUAUAGAUCUUGAGGAGGUGCCCCGAGGUGUUGUCCGGCAAGCUCAGCAGCUGAACGACUAUGUAUUUCCUUCUCAUCGACUUCGUCAGACGCUGGCCGACGAAUCAAAGAUACCACUCAUUCUGGUCGCUUGUGGUUCCUUCUCCCCUAUCACAUACUUGCACCUCCGCAUGUUCGAGAUGGCCUUAGACACAAUUCACGAGCAGACAAAUAUGGAGCUCGUUGCUGGCUACUUUUCUCCCGUAAACGAUCAUUACAAGAAGCCGGGCCUUGCUCCUGCGUUCCAUCGCGUCCGUAUGUGUGAGUUGGCUUGUGAACGUACUUCCAGCUGGUUGAUGGUUGAUGCAUGGGAAAGCUUACAAACCUCGUACACUUGUACGGCCCGAGUACUUGAUCAUUUUAAUGAGGAAAUUAAUGAAAAGCUUGGUGGCAUCCGGUUAAAGGAUGGCACCCAACGCAAGUGCAAGAUCAUGCUCCUGGCCGGUGGUGAUCUUAUUGAAAGCAUGGGUGAACCAGGCCUGUGGGCGGAUACUGAUCUUCACCAUAUUUUAGGCAAUUACGGCUGUGUCAUUGUAGAGCGAACAGGCACUGAUGUUUGGGCCUUUUUGCUCGCUCACGACAUUCUGUUUGCUUAUCGCGGGAACAUUCUCGUCAUCAAACAGCUUAUAUAUAACGACAUUUCUUCGACGAAAGUGCGACUAUUCAUUCGACGUGGAAUGUCGAUCCGCUACCUCUUGCCAAACUCUGUUAUUCAGUACAUAGAGAAACAUGGUCUAUAUCGUGAUGCUGAACCAGUCAAGGCGAUCCUCAGUAAAUGAUCGUUGAAUUUGCUCAGGCCAGCACACACGGGAAUGAAUAUGAACACUUCUCGAAGUCUUGGUGUUAAUUUACGAAUGAAUUAGUCGCUGCUGUCUAUGCUAUCGCAAAAUCGAGGCAACUGUGCUGGCUGCAAAUAUAUGUGGUGCCGUUGGGAUACAAGAUAUACCACCUUGUCGUACUGGUCGUACGCAUGGUAUAUGAGUGGACGUUCCUCUAUCCGCCGACUAUUACUCGCGUAAGGUUGUCUGAACUUUUUAUGGUGCUCGAUGCGACAAAUAUUUCGGAGCAGGCGAUGCUCAAUGGAAUGCUUUUUCGUUCCGGCAGUUUCAAGGAAACGCAAUGUGUUUGCUAUCCAUUCGUCCGACCAAAACCGUUCAGGCAAACGGAACCCACUACGAAGUAAUUCUCGGAAAGCAUUCCAUUCCUUCCAAUGCGCUGCACGAAUUCCAGCCCGCCAAAGAGACCGAAACGCCGACCUUCGGAAGGCAAUUUUGGAUAAACACUCCAUUUCUCCCCUUACUAGCUGAGAACACUUGUAAAAACGCUCCCGCAAAAGAGGUUGGUUAAAGGAGCGGAGGAGUGAACCCUCUGCCUUGUCUAACGGCACGAUCAUACUAUAGAACUUUCCCCCGUACAUCACUCCCCUACAAGCAAAUCAUUGACCACUGCCGCUCCAUACAAUUCUCCCCCAAUGUACACAACAUUCACGCGGAUACCACACAUUCCAUUUAAGCCUUAGCAAGGGCGACACGGACCUCGUUACGGCGUUGCUUCUUGAGGCGCAUGACGGCAAAGCGCUCGAAGUCGUUGAGUUGGCUGCGAACCUUUUGGGUCUCGAACUUCUUGGCCCAAGCAGUAGCUUGCCACUUCUUCUCAACCUCUUGAGCCUUCCACUUCUUGGCAACGAUGCCACUGCGAGCACCACGGGGAAGGUCCAUGACAAUGGGAGUCAAGAUCAAGUCGUUGUAGUUGAUGACUUGACGGGCAACCUCGUCAAUAGGGGAGUCAACAACGGCCUAUUCAGUGUUAGUGAUUAUAACUCAAAACCUUUUACAGCCGAAUUAACCGAACGGGGGAGAACCACACACAACAAAAGAAGCUCCGAACCAAUUUGCAUUUUUCCGAAUUUUUUUAUUUUUUUUUCCUUUUUUUCCGUUCUUGAAACUUGGGAAAAAAUACAAAAAAAAAUAAAAAAAUUCGGAAAAUUCACAAGUAUAGAUUUGAAGCUUCCUUUCCAAGCAACAAUAGUCCCUCGCGUCUCUGAUCAUUCUCUCUCGCUCAUCUUCCAACAUACUCUCUUGUGGUCAACAAUGUCGACAAUAACAGCGAUCUUGCUCGUGUUCUUAACGAGGACAACACGACCAACCUCAACGUAACGCUUGAAUCCAGCCAUUCUUGUAAUUUUUAAGAUGCUCGGUGCUCCGAAUGUGUAGCGUUCCCGGUAUGCGUUUCCCCCUGUGUUCGAAAAUAUUGGUGUUGUGGUCGUGACUGUCUUUUUCCACCACAACAUAUCCACAACAACACGGUCUUAC